AAACUCAACACCUCCACACACGCUCGCCCCUCCAAGCAACCAUGGUUGUCGACUACAGUAAAUGGGACGCCCUCGAGCUCUCCGACGACUCCGACAUAGAAGUUCACCCCAACGUCGACAAAAAGUCUUUCAUCCGCGCCAAACAAGCCCAAAUCCAUCAAGAGCGGGACCGGCGACGUCACCAAAUCACAACCCUCAAAUACGAGCGCAUCAUUAACGAUGGCCUAACUGAGCGCAUGAACCGACUGCUCACAGCCUUGAAGUCGCAUAAAGGUGCGGAAGGGAAUCCAGAUGCGCUGGUAUUUCAGAGUAUGAUGGAGAGUAUGGCGGAAGCGGGAGAAGAUAGACCACCGCCUCCGCCGAAGGGUGUGCAUGAGCAUAUUAAAGAGAAGCCCACGUAUCCGCAGAUGAUGGCGAGUUUGGUGGAUCAGGUGAAGAAAGAAGUCGACGACUCGAAGGCGGAAAACCGGUUAGAUGGGUUUAUCGACGGGUUGGAAGCACACAAAGGGAGGGUUGAAGGGUUACAGAAAGAACUAUUAGCCAAGCUCGCUGAGCUAGAGAAGGAAGAGAAACGACAUAUCACAAGCGACGACCUCCACACAGGUUUCGACUAUUCCAACGUCCGCAAAGAGGACCCUGCCCCCGCCAAACCCACCCCUUCACCUUCCUCCACCUCAGCUAGCAAGCCCUCCUCUACCGUCGAACUCCUCAACCCCCCUUCCCGCCUCUCCGCGGCCCGAACCGACACAGGCCAAUCCUCCGGCGCUGACGGCGACAUCGAAGAAGGCACCUCCACCUCUGACGACAUCUCGGCCUCUCCCCUCGCUCUCGAAUUCGCCGCCCUAAAACCCAACGACUACCCCUCCUACCUGCAAUUCAUCAGCACCAACCCCUCCAUCCUCUCUGAAUCCUCCACUGACGGCCUCCUAGUCGAAGCCUUCAACGCCGCUCUCGAUUCCCGGCAAAAGCACGCCCGACAGUGCGUGCACCAGGCGCUGCUUUUGCAAUACUGCCGCCAACUCGGCGGCCGCGAUGGGGUUGCCUUGUUUUUCAAGCGGAUUACGACAAAAGACCACCAGGCGCAGAAACUGUUCAUGGAUGAUGUCGAUUCGACCUACGCCCGCAUCCGCAUGCGGGCUGCGGAAAUCCUAAAAGAGAGAGCGGAGAACCCACAAAGUGCGGAAGGCGUCGAGCAAAUCCAACUGCAUGCCGUAGACCCCAACACCACCAUCAACAUCAGCAUCCCUCCCGCAGCACCCGCCUCAGAUGACCCUGCUGCCCGUGAAGCCCAGCUCCACGCCCGCGAAAUCUUCGAGUCCUUCCCUCCCGGAUUGCAGCGUGCGCUGGAGAGUGGGAAAUUAGAUGAGGUGAAUAAAGUGCUGGCGAAGAUGAGUGUGGAGGAAGCGGAGGAGAUUGUAGGGAAGCUGGGCGAAGGCGGAAUGUUGAGCUUGGAAGAGGGGGUUAUCGAUGCGACGACGGAGGAGGGGAAGAAGGCCAUGGAAGAGAUUGAGAAAACGGGGAAGAUGCCGGUGGUGGGGGACCCAGAGUCUUGAGGGUUUAAGGGGAAGGUUGAGAGGGAGGGAUCUAUGGUUGGUGCGACGUGAUGGGGAAAUUAGACGGAAUAGAAGGGAAUUGCAUGCUGUCGUGAUGUAUGCUAUCAAACUGAGGGUUGCCUCUGCAUCAAGCCAGACGGACGGAAGACCUCAGAGUCGUCAUCAAGGCGCGGUGAGAACAGGUUGCCUAUCGCUUGCUUGCUAACUAGAGGUUGUCACGAGUGAGACAUGGACCCACGAAAACGUAUGUAAUAUUAACAAUUCCAGGGGUAUGCGCACCUAGCCCCC
Lindgomyces ingoldianus is the source of this 1841-nucleotide messenger RNA. Its product is annotated as Hsp90 co-chaperone-like protein Cdc37. The transcript is spliced from 2 exons. Gene Ontology annotation, cellular component: cytoplasm. The record is from RefSeq and is a predicted model, not a curated record. The coding region runs from base 42 to 1553 and encodes 503 amino acids. Gene Ontology annotation, molecular function: protein-folding chaperone binding; protein kinase binding; heat shock protein binding. NCBI's taxonomy places the organism in Eukaryota, Fungi, Ascomycota, Dothideomycetes, Pleosporales, Lindgomycetaceae. Gene Ontology annotation, biological process: protein stabilization; protein folding.